AUGUCUUCCUCUUCCUCCUCCCAAUCCUCUUCCUCGAGCGAAGUAGAGCCAGAGGUCAAUCAGAUGGCCAUCUACGAUGCUCUCGCGCCUGAGCACUGGGACGCGGGAGAAUGGGACUUCUCCAUCGAGUCGGAAGCCGACGAACCCCGCACCAUCGGGGAGGAAGACCUCCAGUUCCUCGUUGACGGGGAGCUGGAAGCAGCGUGCGAAGACGACCUCCUCUCCUGGGAGAUGGAUCCUUCCUCCGACGAAGAUGAAGAAGAAGCGGAGGAGUCUGAAGAAGAAGAGUCCUCCGACACCGGGUACCCACCGGCCAAGCGCCUCCGAGGCUGGGCUUGGUCAGAUGAUGAUGACGACGAUGAGGAGGAUGAAGAUGCUACUGGCGGCUUUAUCAGCAGCGACGAAGUGCCCGCCGGUAGCAGCGCUGACGACGGCGACGACGAGGGCAGUGACGGCCCUUAG
Molecule: messenger RNA, 462 nt
Organism: Lolium perenne
Lineage: Eukaryota; Viridiplantae; Streptophyta; Magnoliopsida; Poales; Poaceae
Source: RefSeq, a predicted model, not a curated record